Molecule: messenger RNA, 3427 nt
Organism: Python bivittatus (Burmese python)
Lineage: Eukaryota; Metazoa; Chordata; Lepidosauria; Squamata; Pythonidae
Source: RefSeq, a predicted model, not a curated record
GUGGACCGAACUGAGGUCAUCAAAAGCAACCUGAACCCGGUCUUCGCCAAGGUCUUCAUGGUGGACUAUUACUUUGAGGAGGUGCAGAAGCUGCGCUUUGAGGUCUAUGACAUCCACGGGCACGGCGGUGGCGAUGACGACUUCCUGGGAGGCAUGGAGUGCACGGUGGGGCAGAUCGUGGCCCAAAAGCGGGUGAACAAACUGCUCUUUCUCAAGUACGGGAAACCUGCCGGCAAGUCCACCAUCACAGAUCUUUUCAGUAAGUCAGAUCCCUUUCUGGAGAUCUACCGGAUCAAUGAUGACGGGAGUGAGCAGCUGGUCCACCGGACUGAGUUUGUCAAGAACAACCUGAGCCCCAUCUGGGAACCCUUCAAAGUGUCGCUGAACUCCCUUUGCAGCUGUGAAGAGAAGCGGAAGCUGAGGUGCAUUGUCUUCGACUAUGACUCCCGGGGCAAGCAUGACUUCAUCGGAGAGUUUUACACCACUUUUGAGGAGAUGCAGAAAGCCACGGGCGGCAACAAGAUCCAGUGGGACUGCAUGAAUCCGAAGUACAAGCUGAAGAAGCGAAACUACCGAAAUUCUGGCGUGGUCAUUCUCCUGGACCUGAAGAUUCACAGGGUCUACUCCUUCCUGGAUUACAUCAUGGGUGGCUGCCAGAUCCAUUUCACGGUUGCCAUUGACUUCACAGCCUCCAACGGGGACCCCCGAAACAGCUGCUCCCUCCACUACAUCAAUCCUUACCAGCCCAACGAAUACCUGAAGGCUCUGGUGGCCGUGGGGGAGAUUUGCCAGGACUAUGACAGUGAUAAGAAAUUCUCUGCCCUGGGCUUUGGAGCUAGGAUCCCCCCCAACUAUGAAGUCUCCCAUGAUUUUGCUAUCAACUUCAACCCAGCGAACGAUGAAUGCGAAGGGAUCCAGGGGGUGGUGGAGUCCUACCAGAGCUGCUUGCCCAAGAUUCAGCUCUACGGACCAACCAACGUGGCACCCAUCAUCUCCAAAGUGGCAGGAGUAGCCGCUAACGAAGAAAAGACCCAGGAAGCUUCGCAAUACUUCAUCCUGCUGAUCCUAACCGAUGGGGUGGUGACCGACAUGGCAGACACGCGGGAAGCCAUUGUCCGGGCCUCCUACUUGCCCAUGUCCAUCAUCAUUGUGGGGGUGGGCAAUGCCGACUUCACCGACAUGCAGAUUUUGGAUGGGGACGAUGGGAUCCUUCGUUCCCCCAAGGGCGAGCCCGUCAUGCGGGACAUCGUGCAGUUCGUCCCCUUCCGGGAGUUCAAGAACGCUUCUCCAACUGCCCUGGCAAAGUGUGUGCUGGCAGAGGUGCCCAAGCAGGUGGUGGAAUAUUACAGCUACAAGGCCUUACCCCCUCGUUGCCCCAAAGGGAACACCCCUGACUCCGCUUUGAACUCGCCUCAGUGACCCUGCCGGGCCUUGGCCGCUGCGUCUGUCUCCCCUCCCUGUGCUCCUUCCCCAGGAAAGCAAGGCCACAGAGAGCUUCUCCUCCCACCCCUGCAGAGCAGGAUGUGUUCUCGCCCCCCCUUGCCGUGUGGGCACAACCACAGCGACGUUGCGCAAGAGUCUUGUGUCGGAGGCCAGCAAGUCCAGGAAUGGCCCUGUUGUGAGGGAGGGCAACGUCCCCAACAGAUGGAGGUAGAAAGGAUUUCCCUGGGCAGCAGAGGCUCCAAGCUGGGGCAGUGCCAAAGAGCCACCAUGAUUGCAAAGGAAAGUGAGAGAGUGUAAAGAGAGGAACCAACAGGCAGAGCGGGAAUGGGGUGCAGUGCCCUUUGCCCAUAGUCCCCGUCCUUCAGAUACGCCCACAAGCGCGCACGAAGGGCCCGGGUCCUCCUGACCUUAACUUGGUCUCUCACAGGCUUCCGUUGGUGUUGCAGCCUCACCCUCGGUGGAUCAGUGGGUUCUCUUUGCAAGGGCCCCCCUGGAAAUGAAGGGGUAAAUAAAGCCAGGGUACCCUGGGGAGGGGGCAGAAAAGAGAGGCACCCCAAUGGGAUGAGCUUCACAGAGUGGGGUGACAUGCUCCAGGAUGGGCACCUGAGGAAGUCACCAGCCUGCAUUCUGCAGCUGGAGCCCGGGGUUCCCUGCCACAGGGCUUUUGGCCCUUGUGAAGUGACCUGCAGCCCCGCCGGUGCUUCCCACACCAGAGGCUCAGCUGUGAGGUCCCUGCCAUCUCAACUGGGGUGUCGCAGCAGGACCCUCCCCCCCUCAUGUGCAGAAAGGGCUCAGACGGCGAUGAGGCUUCCCUUCUACGUGGCAAAGGGGACACGGCCACGUCUGCAGCACGAAAGGACCCCACCCGUGUUGUGAAGGCCCUUCUGUCCAUUUCACGGCCUCAUUCUGUGCAUGAAGCGAUUCGGGUCCAGUCCCCUUUUCCCUCCAUGUGCUACGUGGUCGUCUUUUGCUGUGAUGUUGUCAUUUGCUGAUGGUUGCAUGAGAAAUACUAGAUGUACUGAGGAAGUCGGCCAAAUAAAGGAAGAGAUUAUGUUUCCUCCGCAGUCCACCUUUUUGACAGGGAAAGGCACAAAUGUCCCAGUAAACAUCUUGAAACAACAGUGCAUCUGCAAGCUUCAGCCAGUUUCAAACACAACGCCAUUUCUGGCCAGAGGCAAAUGCACGGCGUGUCACAAAAUGUGCUGUGGCACCCCUUGGUUUGUGUCACAGUCAUGGUGACCAGAUGGGUACUUAGGUGCCCACUGACCAAAUCUGUAGCGACAAACCGCUUGUACGAGCGCAGCCAGACUUCGGGGGGGUUAGCUUUACAGAGGGCGUUUCAUUGAGUUUAAGAACUGGCAACACAUUAUUUAACUGGCAGAAAAGCAUGAAUGACGGAGAUUUGAGGUAGUCACCCUGCGUGCAGACGCCACUGAGAAGAACAAGCCUUCCGUACACGUGCAGGAUUUCCUUCCCCCGAGGCUCCUCUCUUUGCAGCCGUGACGUUCUAAAUCUCACCUGCUUCCCUUAAAACCCUUUCCAAAGCCUUGCAUUGUUCGAAGACACAGGAUGCCCACUCUCCGGCCGAACUGUCUGGUUUGGAGGACCGAUGCCAAUUCGCCCAAAGCAAACGGUAAUUGAGGUUGAAGGGAGAGGCUUCGCCUCCCAAAACAAAGCCCUAAAGGAGGCCAGAAGGCAACACAGUGGAACACGCUGGCGCUUCAGUGCCCCGGGUCGCGUCCUCCCGCGAGAGCGAGGAAGGCCUCAGCUACUCCUCCAGUGACAGCUCUUCAGACACUGCCAGGACACGAUUGUAACACCUCUUAAUUGCCGCACGUUAGUCUUAUUGCAGCAAGAAAUAGCCAAGAGACCGGCGGCACCAUACGAAGUAACAGGCCUUGCAACAUCAACAUUGGUGGAAUUAGAGUCUAUGUUAUGGAACCCUAUCCUAAAUCAGGGGAAUAAAGGCACGAGGAGGAGGAGG